Microsporum canis CBS 113480 is the source of this 333-nucleotide messenger RNA. RefSeq names its product stress responsive A/B barrel domain-containing protein. The record is from RefSeq and is a predicted model, not a curated record. The coding region runs from base 1 to 333 and encodes 110 amino acids. The transcript has 2 exons. NCBI's taxonomy places the organism in Eukaryota, Fungi, Ascomycota, Eurotiomycetes, Onygenales, Arthrodermataceae.
AUGUCCCCAAAGGUACAACGAAUAAGCUUACUUAUCGCAUUGAUAUCUCUCUGUGCUGUUGCAUUUUUCAUCGUCCGUUUGGCUCCCCCGGUAUCUAGUAUAGCCGCUAGCAUGUCAGUCACCCAUGUCGUCCUUUUCCAGUUCAAAAAGGGAGUCCCACCCGAGACUGUCCGCGAUGGUGGCAUGACACACGCCUUCGUGGUCAAUUUUGCGAGCAAGGAGGAUCGUGACUAUUAUGUUCAGAAGGAUCCUUUGCAUCAAGAGUUCGUUCGAAGUGCAGGUGAAGUCCUCGAGAAAGCACAAGUUGUUGACUUCACCAACGGAGAAUUAUAA